AUGAGCGCACCUCAUUCUAAACCGUUUACUGUUCUCGUUGAGGGUAAUAUCGGAAGCGGAAAAACAACAUUUUUGGAACAUUUUCAACAAUUUGAAGAUAUAACACUACUUACUGAACCUGUGGAAGAAUGGCGCAAUCUAAGGGGGUGGAAUCUUUUAGACUUAAUGUACAAGGAUCCCGUUAAAUGGGCAAUGCCCUUUCAAUCGUACGUUACAAUGACGAUGCUAGACAUGCAUCGCCGGCCUACGGCUACCCCAGUGAAGUUAAUGGAGCGAUCAGUAUUUAGCGCUAGAUAUUGCUUUGUUGAGCACAUGAUGAGGACCGGAACCCUUCACCCGGCUCAGUUUGCUGUUCUCGACGAGUGGUUCAGGUUCAUACAUCGGGAGAUACCAAUUGACGUUGAUCUUAUCGUUUAUCUCAAGACAUCACCACUGAUUGUACAUGAAAGGAUAAAAAAGCGGGCCAGGUCAGAAGAACAGUGCGUGCCUCUGUCUUAUAUAGAGGAUCUACACAAAUUACAUGAAGACUGGCUUGUUAAUAGGACCUUUGCAGAGUGUCCUGCACCUGUUCUUAUGAUUGAUGCAGAUUUGGACCUAUCUCAAAUAACUGAAGAGUAUAAGAAAAGUGAACACCAAAUUCUAAGACGGGCAGUGGAUGUUGUGAUGCAAUCACCAAAUAAAAUGAGUCCAAAGAAGCCUAUUACAGGAUCUGCCAUUAAAAUAGUACCACAAAUUAGACUUUAACACAUAGCAUUACAAUAUAUAUAUAAAUUCAUAUAAUUUUAUAUUUCAAUAUUUAUUACUGAUUGAAUUUAAUUUUUAUCACAAGGCAAUUGUCGCAUUAAAAAAAAAAAAAUGAAAAAUAUGUACAGAUUUUGUGAGGUUCAAGACUUGCUGGCUUUUAGAGUUUGUAUUAUUAAACACUAAAAUUAGGUCUCCUACAUUCUUUAAAUAAUUUUUAAAAGACGGGCAAAUUCAUCCAUACUAUUUUGGCAUUAUUGAGAGCCAAUAAUUAAAAUCAAUAAAUUAAAAAAAAAAUGCUUGGUUUAAAAUAAAUAUUACUUGCACUGU
Melitaea cinxia (Glanville fritillary) is the source of this 1071-nucleotide messenger RNA. Its product is annotated as deoxynucleoside kinase. Gene Ontology annotation, cellular component: cytoplasm; mitochondrion. Gene Ontology annotation, molecular function: deoxynucleoside kinase activity; ATP binding. Gene Ontology annotation, biological process: nucleobase-containing compound metabolic process. Lineage: Eukaryota; Metazoa; Arthropoda; Insecta; Lepidoptera; Nymphalidae. The coding region runs from base 1 to 744 and encodes 247 amino acids. The record is from RefSeq and is a predicted model, not a curated record. The transcript is spliced from 4 exons.